Archocentrus centrarchus (flier cichlid) is the source of this 1020-nucleotide messenger RNA. RefSeq names its product syntaxin-11-like. The record is from RefSeq and is a predicted model, not a curated record. Gene Ontology annotation, molecular function: SNARE binding; SNAP receptor activity. Gene Ontology annotation, biological process: intracellular protein transport; synaptic vesicle fusion to presynaptic active zone membrane; exocytosis. Bases 1 to 855 code for a protein of 284 amino acids. Gene Ontology annotation, cellular component: presynaptic active zone membrane; plasma membrane; SNARE complex. The transcript has a single exon. NCBI's taxonomy places the organism in Eukaryota, Metazoa, Chordata, Actinopteri, Cichliformes, Cichlidae.
AUGAGAGACAGAUUAAGGCACCUGCAUCAGGUGCAGACUGAUACUGAGGGUUUCAGCACAGUGGAGCUGGAUUACCUGCCAGAGCAUCAAGAAGAAACAGCUGGAAAUAGUGACCUGGAUGGUGUCCUAAAGGACGCCCAGCUGAUACGUCUGGAAAUCCAGCAGAUCCAAAAUGAUAUCAGUGAACUGAAGGAUGCGAACUAUCAGGCUUUGAAUAGGACUUCCGAUUCCUCUGUGACAAAGCGGGACUCCAAUGCAAUUGGGGCAGAUAUCAAGCGCAGAGGAGAAGCUGCGCUGCGGCAACUGCAUAUGCUGAAUCACCUCAGAGAUGAACUGGAGGCUCAGCGUGGGAGCUUGGACCCUACAGUGCGCAUUGCUCGAACACAGUACCACUGUCUGACCAAUGCUUUGCGGGAGGUGAUGUUCAGCUACAAUGACACAGAGAUGAACCACAGGGAAGCUUGUAAAAGGCAGAUACAGAGACAGAUGGAGAUAGUGGGCAGGGAGGUUAGCAUGGAGGAGCUGGAGGAGAUGAUGGAGGGUGAAGAACUGACUGUGUUCAGCGUCCAGAUACAAGGGAAAUCUGCCCGGUCUGCCCUCAUGCAGAUUGAGAGCCGGCACCGGGAGAUGCAGGAGCUGGAGAAGAGAAUUGAGGGGAUCCAGGAACUAUUCCUAGAUGUGGCCAUCCUCAUGGAGGAGCAGGGCAUAGCAGUGGAAAACAUCCAGAAAAAUGUUCAAAAUACUGAUGUGAUCAUUCAGGAAGGCAAGGUCUAUCUGAAUAAUGCCAUGACAUCUGAUAAAAACAACCCCUUCAAGAAGCUGUUUUGUGGCUGCUUUCCAUGUUAUUACAGUUAAGUCUUAUGAAGGCCUUAAUGAUUCUAACAUAUGGUGGCUGUUAAUGAAUUGCACUGGUUUCCAGGAUAAACCCACAGUUAUGUGCAAGGAAGGUGGAGCCAUUUAUUGAAAGGUUUGAACACCGACAGUGAUGAGGCAAAGCUUUGCUGGUCUUAGUAAAACAAG